AUGAAUAAUAGACAUGAAAACGACAGCGAUAGUGAUACUGCAGAAGACCUACAAUCGGACAGUUCUGAAUGGAUUAGUUGUACAGAAUCCAAAGAAAUACCCUUGAGAAUACCGUUCAUAGCCGGCGAUACUCCUGCAGAACCGCACAUACUCCUAGACAAGAAAGAACCGUUGUAUUUUUUCAAACUGUUUUUUACUAAUGAACUCGUGAAUGAAAUAGUUACUGAAACAAAUAACUACGCUAGAAAAAAGUUAGAGAAUAAGACGCCAUCACAGUAUUCAAUAUGGCGAGCUUGGCACAGUGUGACUAUCGAAGAAAUGUGGGCAUUUAUUGGAGUCAUAAUAAAUAUGGGGAUAAUGCCGUUGGCGAAUUUAUUCAAUCAGAUUUUUUGGAUGCUUCAUCUAAAAACAAUCCCAACACGAGAUACUGGUCCAAGAAUACGUUUAGAGCUAAUAAGCUGCUUUCUUGAAUACAUAAAUUCUAAAGUUUUAGAGUAUUUUACACCGGAAAAAGAAAUUUGUGUGGAUGAGUCAAUUAUCAAAUUCAAAGGUCGGAUUUCCUUUAUCACUUACAAUCCGAAAAAACCAACCAAAUGGUGUGUUAGAGUUUACACAAUGACAGACUCAAAUACUGGGUAUAUCUGUGGUAUUUUUUCUUAUUAUGGAAGUUUUACAACGGAGAAAUUGAUAAAGCCUGACCUUCCAAUAUCAGCAAGAAUACUGCUGCACCUUUGUACGAUGCUGCUGAAGAAAAUACCUGGUACUCAAGGACACCAUAUGUUCACCGAUCGGUAUUACACCAGCUUUAUCUUGGCUGAAGAAUUAUUCAAAUUGAAGUGUCAUCUGACAAGAACAAUCUUAACGAAUAGGAAGAAUUUGCCAAAUCAAAUAAAAAAAAACAACAUUCCGCAAGAAAUUGACAGUAGCAUACCGCAAAAGAAAUACUUUAGUUUUAGCAUUUAG
Vespa velutina is the source of this 963-nucleotide messenger RNA. RefSeq names its product piggyBac transposable element-derived protein 4-like. Lineage: Eukaryota; Metazoa; Arthropoda; Insecta; Hymenoptera; Vespidae. The transcript is spliced from 2 exons. Bases 1 to 963 code for a protein of 320 amino acids. The record is from RefSeq and is a predicted model, not a curated record.